Messenger RNA from Drosophila busckii, 1776 nucleotides. It is a transcript of the gene M6, whose product is annotated as neuronal membrane glycoprotein M6-a. NCBI's taxonomy places the organism in Eukaryota, Metazoa, Arthropoda, Insecta, Diptera, Drosophilidae. The transcript is spliced from 5 exons. Gene Ontology annotation, cellular component: plasma membrane. Gene Ontology annotation, biological process: neuron projection development. The record is from RefSeq and is a predicted model, not a curated record. Bases 351 to 1319 code for a protein of 322 amino acids.
CAGCUCAAAACAGUUUGAUUUUGGUUUGUUUGAUUUUAUUCGCGAGCUUUAAAGUACAAGAAUUCAAUGAGUUGUGAAGUAAAGUUAUAACAGCACGCAAGUUUAGUCAUUUAUCAAAUAUAAGUUGCUACGCACAAAGAAAAACAUAUAUUUUAACUUUUGGCUGGUGUGAAUUUGCUAUUCGAUUGUCUGUCCCAUAAGCUUAAAACUGGUUUGAGUUUACAUACACACGUACUAGAUACUUAAUAGUAUGUUCAGCCACAUGUAAACAUAGUAACUGUAACAAAGCUGUAACGCUAUUUAUAUGAUUUUCUCUAUCGACAUUUGCAACCAAAGAUUGAAAAAACAAAAUGCAACAAGCCCUCGAUCUAAUAGACAAAAUGCCUGGGAAAGGCAAUAACUAUAAUCGGGAGCGCGCCCGAGAUCCACGAGAGGAAAUACUGCUUGAAACGAAUUUCGAAGAUGACGGAGGUGUGCUAACACGCGCCUACAACAAUAAUCCGUACCAUAAUCGACGUCAUAGUGCUUACCAAUCGGAGCACUCCUUGGACAGGUACACAGAACGCGGUGGUGAAGCGGACUGUUGUCAAUCAUGUAUGGCGCGUAUUCCCUACGCAACGCUAAUAGCAACACUUAUGUGUCUGCUGGGUGUGGGAAUAUUCUGUGGUACCAUGUACAGAGGCGCCUCUCUCACGGUUAUAAUGAUGGAUCAAGUGUUUCACCUGCGUCUUAUAUGGAUUGAAGCAGUUCAGAUGAUAUUUGUCAUAAUUGCCGCUGGUAUGGCAGCUCUUGGGUUUAUGAUUCUAUUUGUGGGCUUUUUGGCCACUGGAGCUACACGCUAUAAGGUUUAUCGGGCAUGGCGCUCCCGUGUAGGUGGACGCAUCUCUUGUGCAGUUCUUAUGGGCAUUACUUAUUUGCUAAACUUUGUGUGGACACUUAUUCUAUGCUUCCUCGUUAUUGUAACAUUUAUAUAUACCAUGUUCUGGAAUAUGUGCUCGAGCGUAGAGCAGUCCCAAAGUUGCAUUGACUUGACUCAAUUCCAUUUCAUGUUUCCACCAAACACCAAGCUUGAGGAUAUGAAAGUUUGUGAAAAAUAUGAGCAAAAAGCAUUCUGCAAGGAUGGUGUUGAGAACGCAGAGGUCAUGUUUAUUUUGGCCACACUAUCUACGCUUUUGGUCAUACUUAGCCUUGUACAUUAUCUGAUGUGUCUUUCUGCUAACUAUGCACAUAUUCGUGAUCACGAAAAGUUUCAGGAGCUGCAGGAAAUACAAAACUUGAAUGAGCUAGAAUAUAGCGCAACUUCAAAGGAUCGUUUCUAGGACUGGAUGAAAAACAUUCAAUCACCAAUUAGGCAUAAAGAAGCCAAACGACACCGAAAUGCAACGAUAUCAAUGCUUACUGUUAAGCUUUUAUUUUCAACCCUAAGAUUAAGUUUAUGCUAACCUUUUUAAAAUAUUCACUUAGUUAAAUUAUUGUUUUGAUACAUUUCCACUAGAUUUAGGCCAGCUGCCAUUUAUAUAAACUUCAGUCUGACAGAGGCACUAAAGUAUCGCACAACAGUAACAAUUAUGUACAUGUAUGUUAUAUGAUUGCUUCUGAAAGCUUCUAAAAUUAAUGGAGCUAAGAGUUGGCAUUUGCAAAGAGUAUGCAGUUUCCCCAAAUGUCAACAUGCAACACAUAUUCUCCGUCCAAAAACUUUUUUGAGUUAUAUCGCCGAUAUCUUUUUAUUUUCAUUGGUUUCUUUUGUCUAUUUUAACUAUAAUUGUAUAACAUAAG